CACUAACUAAUCAUCAUACAUAUCGUUCAAGCAAAGAAACUUAACACAAAAAAGUUGCUGUCACAUUACAGUGCCACCAUCUACACUCCACUCUUCUUCCACCACUUUCUAGUUGUCACUUCUUCAGUAUUCCUCAAUUUUAUUUUUAAUUUAUUUUUUAAAUAAAUGUGCCCUUCUUCUUACUUUCCCAUUUUCUGUAUCUCAUGAUAUUCUUGCAUCAAAGUUCUGCACUUUUGAUCAAACCCUCAAAUCCCAUUUCAUGGAGAUCUGAUUGUAAGCUUAAAAACAGCAAAAACCCAGUUCAAUUUUAUGCUUUAAAACCCAUUUCUUGCAGAUUUCAGCAGAAAAAAGGGUUCUUUCAGCACAAAUUUUUAAGCAGCAGUAGUAGUAGUAUACAGGAAAAAUCUGAUAGUUUUUUGAUGAUGGAGUUUCUUAGUAAAUUGGGAAUUGGGUGUUUUGGGAAUAGGAAAGAUAAGCAAUUGCAGCAAUUAGGGCAGAAGACAGAGACUGAGUCUGUUGCUGGUGGGCAGGAUGUUGUGGAUUCUGCCAUGGUUGAGGCUAAGCUCUCUCCUAAGCAUCUUGUUGUCAUGGUUAAUGGUCUUAUUGGAAGUGCCACUGACUGGAAAUUUGCUGCUGAUCAAUUUGUGAAGCAGCUCCCUGACAAAGUAAUGGUGCAUUGUAGUCAAUGCAACACCGCUACAUUGACAUUUGAUGGUGUUGAUUUGAUGGGUGAACGUCUUGCUGAUGAGGUAUCCACUGUUAUCAGCCACAGGCCUGGGUUGCAGAAGAUUUCAUUUAUUUCACAUUCUUUAGGGGGUCUUGUUGCAAGGCAUGCUAUUGGAAAGCUGUAUGAACCUCAGGAAACAUCGAACAUUUUGGUUGCAAAGGGAAACUACUUUGAAGAUGAGACUUUAAGUUGUAGUGUGGAAAAGGUUGGGGAAGACUGCCAAGGUAGAAUUGCUGGACUGGAACCCAUGAAUUUUAUCACUGUUGCAACUCCACAUCUGGGUUCACGAGGACACAGACAGUUACCUUUCCUUUGUGGCGUCCUUUUCUUGGAGAAACAAGCUUCACAAACUGCGCACUUGAUUGCUGGAAGGUCUGGAAAGCAUCUCUUUCUAACUGAUACUGAAGAAGGCAAACCUCCACUUCUUGUUCGUAUGGCUUCUGAUUCAUAUGAACUAAGAUUCAUUUCUGCUUUACGAUCUUUCAAGCGGCGUGUUGCUUAUGCUAACGUUAACUUUGAUCAUGUAGUUGGGUGGAGCACCUCUUCAAUCCGCAGGCAGCAUGAACUACCUAAGUCUAAUUUACUCGCAAACGAUGACAAGUACCCUCAUAUUGUUUACAUUGAGCAUGACACUCCGGAUAACGGUCGCCAUAAAGUGUCUUCAAACGCUGAUAACCAGUCACUUGACUAUGAAGAGGAGAUGAUCAGAGGUCUUAACCAAGUACCUUGGGAACGUGUAGAUGUUAGCUUCCAUCAGAGCAGACAGCGAUACAUUGCACAUAAUACCAUUCAGGUGAAGAGCUAUUGGUUGAAUUCUGAUGGUGCAGAUGUUAUCUACCAUAUGAUCAACAACUUCCUGGUUUAAUCUCCAUCAUAAAUCGCUCCUUAUCUUGCGUACCAUGGGUUUGUCUGAAUUGUAAACUUAUAAUGCUUUACUCUGCAUUUCUUAGACUAGAUAUAGCUGCACAUGUUGUAUUUUACCGAAAAUUCUGCUCAUGUACGUCUGUUAGAUGUCAUUUUUGGAAUUUAGAACGCUGUUACUCCGUAUUAGUAUAUGAUCGUUGUAAUUAUUACCUUUUUCAUCUAUCACAGCCAAUGGUCAAUGCGACCUCUGUGUUAUGUAGGAGCUCUCAUUUUUCCUACAAAAGAGCUUUUUUUUUUCCCUGUACUCUCCAAUGACAAUAUUACUGAAAGUAUUCAAUAUAUAUCAAGGUAUGUAUUUUCUGAUGGUGUUGAUAUACAAGGAUGACUCAGACAGAAUAGACGACUUUGUAAUGUGUCUGUGUUGGUUAUGGAGAUCAUUGCUCUCGUUACUUUCUAUUCAUAUGAAAUCAACAAUCGACUCUGCUGUUCCAUUUAGUUGAAAGUGAAUGUCUCUGGUUCGUGCUUUCUAGGCGAGUGUUAACCUGUUAAACUGUUUGAACUAUCUGGUCUUUCUUUGAUUUAUUUUCGUUUUUUGAUAUGAUAGAUAUUCUUAUUUCCCUAAGUCAGGAGCUAGAAGAACCAGCAAAGUGUUGAGAAAGAUGCUUUUGAAACAAAUUGUGCAUAAAAUUGCUCUAUGCUCUUUGUAUUCUUCCAAAGCGACAGGCUUGCUAGUAUGAUGUAUCAACUAACUUUUUUUUUUUCUUUUUUUUUUUCUGAAAUUAUCAACUUCCUUUUGUUGAUUGUUUAUCUACAAAUGGCUGAAGCUUUGGAACCAAUAGUCAGGGGCGGAGCUAGAAGGGGACGAGUGGGGACACUUGUCCCCCCAUUUUCAAAAAAAAAAAAUUAAAAAAAAAA
Molecule: messenger RNA, 2506 nt
Organism: Chenopodium quinoa (quinoa)
Lineage: Eukaryota; Viridiplantae; Streptophyta; Magnoliopsida; Caryophyllales; Amaranthaceae
Exons: 10
Coding region: 204-1592 (462 amino acids)
Source: RefSeq, a predicted model, not a curated record